GAACUCUGGCUGUGGCCUUCUGGAUAGCACCAACAUUUCAUAAGAAAAAAGGCACUGAAGCAAACAAGCUCUCCUGGCUAUUGCUCUUCAUCAUUUCCUAUGGGCAUGGAGUUUUGCUAGUAGAGCAGAGUGUAUGAAAAGUCAAGCUAUGAAAACCACCUCAAUGCAAGAUAGCGCUUACCAGACACUCUGUUCACUUUCUGCUCAGAAGAAUCCCAUGAAAAAAAGUGGAUUAUUUGAGACUACAAAUGCAAGAAAGUCUCAGUACCCCCUCCAGAUCUAUGUACAAAAGCUGCAAGGAUCAUGUAUCAAACCUAGAUGUUUCCAGAGACAUCCGGGGGCAGAAAAUCAACCUGCCUCAGGUGGAGAAGCCAUCGGAGAAAAUUUCAGCACCCAUCCAGUCUGUUAUUGCUGUGGAUAAAAGUAAAGUAACAACAGACAACAGUCGAUACUUCAGGGCUCGCUCAAACACUUUAGUAGUGCCUUUUCAUAGUACUAGAGAGAUUAAACUGGAAAACAAAUCCACGUUAGAUUUGCCAUCUUCAAAGGUAGCAUCAGAAGGACUGUCAGCCGAGACACACAAAGUUCCAGAGUGUCCAAAUUGCAAAAAGGAAAGGAAGCUCCAAAAUGAGUACGACAAGUUCAUUUUGCAGUCCAAGAGGGACAAGGAGGCCUUGCAGAAGACGAUUGUGAAGCUAGAAGCUGAGCUGAAAAGAUAUGAAGAGCAUAAUAAACCAGCUCAAGGACAAGAGAGUGAAGUAACCUGCUCUGUGGAAGAACAGCAGCACCUGAGAGGGGAAGUUUCCCUUUUUGAUGGUUUGGUAGGAAUGUGUAAAAAUGAACUAGCAUAUAUGAGAAGCAGAUCAGACCUGAACAAACUGGAAGAGGAGAGCAAAGGGAAGCAGCAACAAAUGGUAAAAGAUAGUUUGUUAGUUGAAAUGAAGGAGUUAAAAGCCCAGCUGCAAAGAAUUCAGAAUAAUGAGGAAAAACAAGCCCAGAUGACCAAAAUGAAGCAAAGCAAGUUGGUUCUUGAAAUGGAAGAGUUAAAGUCCCAACUUGAAAAAACAAAGGAGCGGGAAAGGCAAAAAGUAUCAGUUUUAGAAAAUGAGAAGGAUGCCUAUCUGAGGGAAAUAGCAGAAAUGAAAACUUGCAUUGAGAAGAUGGGCACAGAGAACAGUUCACUUAUGGAGAAAAUGAAAGCCUUGGAGAAUAGGUCUUCCUGCUGUUGUUUGGCUUCAGUGGUUCAUGGCAAUGCAGAAGUACUAACAAUUUCUCACCACAGCACGUUUGGUGUUGAUGCAGAAAGUCCUCAUUGCUUCAAUAGUUGUGGUGGUGCAACUUGCAAUUCUGGGACACAAAGGGGUAAAUGUGUUGCUGGGACAAGCUCGGUGGAGGACGAUGAAAUCAGAAUGAAAGAGAUGUAUAAACAGCUGAUCAUACCACCUAGAUAGGUUCCCAAAACUUCUACUGAUGUCAGAGGACAUGGGCAUACAAGGCACCAGCAUAAGGUUCUUAGUAAGUGAAAUUAUCUUCAUUUAUACUCAUGUGGACCCUGCAUCUCAGGGGUUUAUGUUGUGCAACUUUUUUCCGGUGGAGUUUGCUGCUGCUGAAAAACAUGUCCGUUAAGAUUACCCUGCACACCAAUAAAAGAUAGUUAGCUUGAUAAUUUAAACAAAUUACCUGAUGCUGACUUCAGUCAGAAAUGAAUGCUUCAGUAGUACAUCUAAUAUAUUUCUUCUGUAUUUGUGGCACCUUAGAGACUAA
Molecule: messenger RNA, 1764 nt
Organism: Trachemys scripta elegans
Lineage: Eukaryota; Metazoa; Chordata; Testudines; Emydidae
Product: polyamine-modulated factor 1-binding protein 1-like
Exons: 10
Coding region: 249-1451 (400 amino acids)
Source: RefSeq, a predicted model, not a curated record